UUUAAACGUCUUCAUUUUUCAUUGGUCGAUAACAUUUCAAAAAUUAUUCUAAACAUAAUUAUGUGUACGUUAAGUGUUUGUGAUUUUGAAUCAUGCGUUUAUUAUCUAACCAAAAAAAAAAACACUAUACGGAGAGAGAAACAAGAUAAUGAAUGUUAUUAAGAAAAUAAUUAGCGAUGCAAUGUAUCAAGCAUUUAUCAAUGGAUACCGUUUGGUUGAGGUAUCGCAUGGCAGACCAUACUAUGUUUAUUGUGUCGAAUUAUUCGAGACAGACAGUGGCAUUCGAUAUUUCAGCGAGAGAAGAUAUAGCGAAUUUAGCGCGCUACAUCGUACGCUGAAGAAGAAUAGCACGAAUAUUGCUCCAUUUCCACCAAAAAGAGUUAGGAAUUCUCAACCUAAAGUACUCGAACAAAGACGAGAAGCAUUAGAGGCGUAUAUUCAGAAAAUGUUGAAACUCCCAGUUGCAAAACAACAGGUACUUAAUUUUUUAGGUAUCGAAGGUCGUCCAUCUGGUGCAACGGAGAAAAGAGGACAAAAACAAAUUAAUGAUUUGGGACAUAUUCAUCCAAGUUCCUUAGGACAUCAUCCUGUAUUAACUUUUCAUCGUGAUCCUUACAUCCAUGUAAAUAAGAAUACAAGUCUUCCAGAUAUUGUAACAAAUGGUGUUCUUUUAGGGUUGUACAAAUCUUAAAAUAUAUCUUCAAUUUAUUUUGAAUAAAUGAAGUUUUAUAUUUUGCAAAGUCAAUAGAAAAUGAUAGAACUGAUGAGAAUCUCAAAAUUCAACAAGGAUCAAAGAUUUUGUGAUAUAUAUAUAUAUAUGAUGCUUCGAAGUAAACUUUGUUAUGAAGAAAAAAAAUGUAGCUUACAAAUAUCAUUUAGCGUCCAUAGAAAUAUAUAUAUAUAUAUAUAUAUAUAUAUAUAUAUAUAUAUAUG
Messenger RNA from Vespa mandarinia (Asian giant hornet), 933 nucleotides. RefSeq names its product sorting nexin-24. Gene Ontology annotation, molecular function: phosphatidylinositol phosphate binding. NCBI's taxonomy places the organism in Eukaryota, Metazoa, Arthropoda, Insecta, Hymenoptera, Vespidae. The record is from RefSeq and is a predicted model, not a curated record.